Hypoxylon trugodes is the source of this 2301-nucleotide messenger RNA. RefSeq lists its product as uncharacterized. NCBI's taxonomy places the organism in Eukaryota, Fungi, Ascomycota, Sordariomycetes, Xylariales, Hypoxylaceae. The transcript has 3 exons. The record is from RefSeq and is a predicted model, not a curated record. Bases 496 to 2175 code for a protein of 559 amino acids. Gene Ontology annotation, cellular component: nucleus.
AACUAAAUUGUCAAAGGCUCUCAGACCUGCUCGGAAGGAAGAAAGAAGGGGUUCUCAUAUUAAUCCCCCCUCUACGAAUAAGUUACCGGGGCAUCCUGCGGUUCUACUCCGUUCAGAUUCAAAGUAGGCAGCUGUCAGAGUGGUCUGUUUCUGCAAAUUCAGCAACCAUAGCUCCUCCUUCUUCCCUCCAAACCUCUCUCUUGGAUGUUUGUUUCACUAGAAUUGCCAACGGAAGGGCAGUGAUCAAAUCUUUCCAUAGAUUUUGCAUCACAUAAGACAGGCGGAGCGCGAACAAACUAAUCGACACCAUCCCCAUCAGCAACCAGAGACUCUUCCUCGCAGGGAGGAUCUAUUGGGAGAACAGAAUUAGAGAGUCUCGACACACAGGGACCCUCAACUUUCUGCAACACUGCUCCCGAAACAAACGUUUGUCCGUUCUAUCCGGAACAAAUCCAUUUCCACCAUUCCCUAGACUUGCUCGAAACAGGCAGCUUGAUGUCUGCCGUCAAGUUUGAAUACCCAACCUAUAAACUAUUCGAGCCUCAAUAUCAUCCUCAGAGGCCAAUCAUCGUCGACGCCGACGCUCUCGAGUCUCCUGAGACGGUUAUCCUUAGGUACGAGGAAGAGGCAGCUGCUCGAGCGAACGGAGGAGACCUUCGUGGGGAUUCCCCGCCUGGUCUCCUGUCUAUGUCUGCUUAUUCAAAACCUCAACCGGCCCAGAUGCAUGCGUUUGACUCGCCGAGAUCAUAUCAAGAUCCUCAAUAUCAAUACUCGGCUCAGCAAUUUGCGGCUCAACAGUCUGAAAAUGCGGCUGCGCAACUUAAUCAGAUGGCCUUCGCGGCGAACGGUUCCGCGGCACAAUAUAAUAUGCCACCGAUCGUGGCCACAUUAACCUCGUAUCAACCGACGGCCGGAAUGUUUGGAACCAAGGUUUUAAUUAAAAUAUCGGCUCCGUACGAUUUGAUUGCAAUCACGAGUCAUUUCUACCUGGCGUUCGGUUCCCACAAGAGCCCAGCACACGCUAUUCAAAACACGAGUGAUGCGAAUGGGUUUGGUUAUGCUGUCAGCGGUGAUGCGCCGCAGUUUGAAGACACGAGGAGCCCCAGCCCCAACGUGCCUUUAUCAGUUUUGAUUGAGAGUGCAGCCGGCCAAACUUUGGCAACAGUUGACGUCGGCACGUUCACAUAUCAUGACACUCCGGCUGGAACUACGGAGGGCCCGCCUGACACGCGGGUCAAGGGGGGUUCCAGGUCACCUGAGCAGAGGGAGAGCCCUACAAAACAACAAGAACCAGACCAGCUGGCUACUGAUACUGCUACAAAUACAUAUGCCUACGCUCCUACCGCUCAACAAGCUGUCGCAUCUAAUUAUGACACCGGUUAUACCAAUAACGACAGUAUGCUCGGAACUUAUCAUCGCUCAUCCUACGGGAUGGAUUAUCCCCGUCCACCACCACCACCACCGCUCAAAACUCCGUCUUGGAGUCCCUACGGACAUUCCCUCUCUACUGCUAGAAGUCCAGCGACUACCGUAAGCCAUACGACGAUUAGUCGACCUAGUAGUAUCACCACUUUACCAAUACCAACAUCCAGUGCGCCGCAGUUGAUCCGGACGAGUACUCUGCAGGGAUCUGGGCCAUCUGGAGGCGCACAGCUUAACCCUUACGCGCUUUACUCGACUAAAGCAGUGCUAAAGAUAAAUGGAGAUCUUGAGUCGAUGGCGUCGGGAUGGUCACAGGAAGAAUGGGAGAACCGGAGGCGAAUCGUUAUGUUUAGCAAGAAGCAGCAAGGCUCAACCCUGUCAACAUCAUUCAAGCCGGUAACCGUUAACGAAAGGCCGCCGAAUAGCAUCUGCAUUAGCUGUAUCUAUUGGGCCGAGAAGGAUGAAUGCUACGUAACGAGUGUCGACACCAUUUCUCUACUAGAGCAGCUCGUUGCCGCGCCGGGAAGAUUCACGGUGGAAGAGAAGAAUCGCAUCCGUCGGAAUCUCGAAGGAUUUCGUCCUUUGACUGUUAGCAAGGCCAAGGCGGACAGUGAGGAGUUUUUCAAGGUCAUAAUGGGGUUCCCAGCUCCGAAGCCGCGUAACAUCGAGAAGGAUGUAAAGGUAUUUCCUUGGAAGAUUCUGGGCUCUGCACUCAAGAAGAUCAUCUCCAAAUAUGUGAGUUCAGGCUAUUAAACCCUUUUUACCUUCGUGAUACCCGAUUUGCCCCCUUUUGACGCUUUUAAUUCGUCUCCGAGUUAAAAUUUCUAUCUGUCUUCUUACCGCUCCCCUGAAGUCUCUGGACCCUCGCAACAAAUCGGA